CUCUCAGCCCUUUCCCGCCAUGCACUGCGGCCCCUGACAAGUCGAUCCAAGAUGGCGUAGAAAGUAAUGACAGGAUUUCUGUCACUAAGUCAUGGCAGACAGAAGAUUGGAGAAUAUUUGUGAACAAGCAUGUGAUUCGCUCAGAAGGCAAGAGUAUGAGGUGGCCGUAUCCCAUUGUACGGAGGCUCUGGUGUCCCUCAGCCACUAUAAUACCAGCCCCACCACAGAGGCCAGUCAAACACACAUUAACCGUAUCAAGAUUGAGAGUCUUCUUUACAGAAUUGCCUCGUUCCUGCAACUCAAAAAUUAUGACCAAGCUGAUGAAGACUGUAAGCUGGUUUUGGGGCCUAGUCAUGUGCGCCUGGAUGGAUCUGUCCAUGCCGUGCUGUGCUGCAUGCACAUGGAAGGGAAGCUGCAGAUUUUAUCCAGCGUACUUUCCAAGUCCCUUGCUGGGGAGACACUGAAUGGGAUGGUAACCAAGGAUCUAACGAGAUUAAAGACCCUUCUGGCUGAAAUUGAGACCGCUAGCAACACUGUCCGGUCCAGUUACCACACAGAGGAUCUGGAAGAUGGGUCCCAUGAUGGAUGGCGGUUUCGCCCCCCACCUCGAGGUGUUACAAGUAGCGAAGAAUACACUCUAUGUAAAAGGUUCCUGGAGCAAGGGAUCUGCAGGUACGGAGCACAGUGCACAUCCGCACAUUCCCAGGAAGAGCUUGAAGAAUGGCAGAAAAGAUAUGCGUCACGCCUCAUCCGGCUUAAGCAGCAGAAAGAAAACACGCAGUUUUCCGGCAGUUACAUGGAAACCCUGAUCGAAAAAUGGAUGAAUUCCUUAUCCCCUGAGAAAGUGCUCAGUGAAUUUGUGGAAGGUGUCAGAGUGGAGCACAGUCCGGAGCUGUCUGUCACAGUUACUUCUAAAAAAUCUCAUCAAACAUGGACUUUUCUGCUCACUUGCAAGCCUGCGCGGCUCCUUCAUCGUGUGGCGUUGCUGUACGACGCACACCGACCUCAUUUCAAUAUCAUUGCAAUAUCCGUUGGAGAUGGAAACUCACAAGCGUCCCAGGAAGUCACAGAAGGUUGUCAAGAAUGGGUUGGCGAGAAGAUGGCCCAAAAUGGGAUUGACCAUUGCAUAUACAAAGUGGCGAUUGCCUUUAACACAGAGAUAUUUGGAACGUUUCGACAAACGGUGGUGUUCGAUUUUGGAGUGGAACCAGUGUUAAUGCAGCGAAUAAUGGUGGAUGCGGCUUCCACUGAAGACCUUGAAUACUUGAUGCACGCUCGACAACAGCUGCUAACGACGGCGAAACGCUGGGACUCCAUGUCUAAAAUCAUUGUAGAAUUCGAACCUAAUGAAACUACUGAAUUGGAGAGGAGCCUUCUCAGCCGAUACCAAAUCCCUCUCUCUGCUGACCAGCUGUUUACACAGUCAGUCCUGGAUAAAACUCUCACCAAGACGAAUUAUCAGUCCCGGCUACAUGACCUGCUUUAUAUAGAGGAGAUAGCACAGUAUAAGGAAGUGAGCAAAUUCAAUAUCAAAGUACAACUGCAACUAUUGUCUAGCUUCAUGCUCACCGGUGUUUCUGGGGGUGCAAAAUACGCUCAAAAUGGCCAACUCUUCGGUCGCUUUAAACUCACUGAGACACUUUCUGAAGACACCUUGGCUGGGAGAUUAGUGAUGACCAAAGUCAACGCGGUAUAUUUACUACCUGUCACAAAGGACAAAUCCAUGCAGAGUCAGAGCACCAAAGAGCGGGUCUACGAGGCGGUUAUUGAGGAGAAAACAAAGGAUUACAUCUUCCUGAGAAUAUGCCGAGACUGCUGUGAUGAAUUGCGACUUCGGCCAGACAGAGAGAUGCAGGUCGAGCUUCAGUUCCAGUUGAAUCGUCAGCCCCUGUGUGAAAUGCAUUAUGCACUGGACAGAGUCAAGGAUAAUAGUAUUCUAUUCCCAGAUCUGAGCAUGACACCCCCGAUCCCAUGGAGUCCAAACAGGUAUAAAGAUCAAUCCGUGAGCAGUUCUCAGGAUUGUAUGAUUUCGAAGGACCGCACAGACAUAAACAGGCUUAGCUUAGCAACUGAAAUGGAACUAUGCGUAAGCUCCGCCCAUUGCCAAAAAUUGCCAAUUUUCACGCUCCCCAUAAAAAGGCAGUGGGAUGAGCUUUUGGAUCCACGGUUGAAUGCGAAGCAGAAAGAAGCUAUCUUAGCCAUUACCACCCCCCUUUCCAUUCAGCUCCCCCCUGUCCUCAUCAUUGGGCCUUAUGGGACCGGCAAGACUUUUACAUUGGCGCAGGCUGUGAAGCACAUCCUUAAACAACAAGACACCAGUAGGGUCCUUAUCUGCACCCAUUCCAACAGUGCUGCUGACCUCUACAUCAAGGACUAUUUGCAUCCAUAUGUAGAAACAGGGAAUCCCCAGGCAAGACCACUCAGGGUUUAUUUCCGGAAUCGCUGGGUGAAGACUGUACACCCAGUCGUGCAUCAGUACUGUCUGAUCUCCGCCACACAUUCCACCUUUCAGAUGCCGCAGAAGGAGGACAUAUUAAGGCAUCGAGUUGUUGUAGUUACUCUCAGCACCUCCCAGUACCUCUGCCAGCUUGAUCUCGAGCCUGGAUUCUUCACUCACAUCCUGUUAGAUGAAGCUGCUCAAGCUAUGGAGUGUGAAACAAUUAUGCCCCUUGCUUUGGCGAAUAAGCACACCAGGGUGGUGUUGGCAGGAGACCACAUGCAGCUCAGUCCUUUUGUCUACAGUGAGUUUGCGAGAGAGCGAAACCUUCAUGUCUCUUUACUUGACCGGUUAUACGAGCAUUACCCAGUGGACUUUCCAUGCAGGAUUCUCCUCUGUGAGAACUAUCGCUCUCACGAAGCCAUCAUCAAUUACACCUCUGAGCUGUUUUAUGAAGGCAAAUUGAUGGCCAGCGGAAAGCAGCCGGCCCAUAAAGAGUUCUAUCCGCUGACGUUUUUCACCGCACGUGGCGAGGAUGUCCAGGAGAAAAACAGUACCGCCUUUUAUAAUAACGCUGAGGUUUUUGAAGUAGUCGAACGAGUGGAGGAGUUGCGGAGGAAGUGGCCAGUGGCCUGGGGCAAGCUAGAUGAUGGCAGCAUUGGAGUGGUAUCGCCUUACGCCGAUCAAGUGUUCAGAAUUCGGGCUGAGCUGCGCAAGAAACGUCUAUCAGAGGUCAGCGUGGAGAGAGUACUUAAUGUUCAGGGGAAACAGUUCAGAGUCUUGUUUCUCAGCACUGUGCGAACACGGCACACUUGCAAACACAAGCAGACACCAAUAAAAAGGAAGGAGCAGCUCCUAGAGGAUUCAACCGAGGACCUGGAUUAUGGUUUCCUGUCAAAUUACAAGCUGCUGAACACGGCCAUCACUCGGGCACAGUCCCUAGUAGCUGUUGUUGGGGAUCCGAUUGCUCUUUGUUCCAUCGGACGGUGCAGGAAGUUUUGGGAGCAAUUCAUCACAAUUUGUCACGAAAAUAAAAGCCUUCAUGGGAUCACCUUCGAGCAGAUCAAAGCUCAGCUCGAGGCCUUAGAGUUGAAAAAAACCUAUGUGCUUAAUCCUCUGGCUCCUGAAUUUAUUCCUCGGGCACUUAGACAGCAGCAUUCCGGAAACAGCUCCAAACAGCAGCAGCAGCAGUCUCCUCCCAAGGGGAAAAGCCAUCACAACCAAACAGAGCACUUUCCAGCUGAUGGAUUAGUUCAGCCCAAUCCAUCUGUUCUUAUUGGAAAUCCUAUCCGGGCUUACACUCCUCCCCUGGGACCCCACACCAACAUGGGCAAGUCUCCAAGUCCGGUACAAAGAAUAGAUCCACACACCGGCACCAGCAUUUUAUAUGUACCGGCUGUCUACGGAGGCAACAUGGUCAUGUCUGUGCCUUUACCUGUGACCUGGCCAAGCUAUCAGGGUAGAUUUUCAGUUGAUCCCCGUCUCAUGACCCAUCCAGCUAUGGCGUACAAUAUGAACAUUCUCCAGGCUCAUGGCCGAGGCUCUCCCAUCCCUUUUGGGUUAGGUCAUCACUCACCUGUCAACGUUGGUCAGCAACAGACACCACAGCCACCACACACCGACAAGGAGCAGCACGAACAAAACAGGAACGGUAAAAGCGAACACAAUCCAGUAGCAGAACUGAAUAAAAUCCGCACGCCAGAAAAGAAACCACAAGAAUGUAAACAGGUCGAUAUGGAUCCAAAUGCACAAACAAGAAGCCCAGAAUCACGGGCCAAUCCUGGUUUUCUCAACCCUAAAUUUCACAGGAAAGAUAAUCCAAAUCAAAGACACCUGAACGUCCACCUCACCCCUCCACACCCUCAGUACCCCAUACCGAAUCGACAUUACCCUCACUUAUCUCAAUUACCCAGACCGGCGUAUUCUCUACAGCAGCAGCAACAAAACCAUUUAUCUGAACUGCAAAACCAAAUACCUCCACAGCAGGGCCAGGUGGUCCAACAGCAAGCCCCAUCUCAGCCCUCACAGCUCUCUCCAGCCUUCCAGCCCAACCCCAGCCACUCCUUUUUUAACAACCCCAUGCCCCACCGACCUCAUUCCCCCAGCGUGGAUGGAAUGAUCCCCGAACAACCUCCUCACAUGCUCCAAGACAUCAAUAACCCUCUAAGAUCUGUUCCUCAACACAACCCGCUGUUAUCUUCUCAUAUGAACAAUUUUAUUGAAGAUGGUCCUCCGGGUUUAGGUGCUGGAGAUGCUUUAGAUCGCCUCCAUGGCAGCGUGGCCCUGGAAACAUUAAGACAGCAGCAGACGAGGUUACAGCAUUGGAAUGAGCAUAACGCCUAUCUGAACCAAGGCAACAUCCCGUUCCCACACCAUCCCCAUCCUCACCUGCAAGCAUUGGGAAUACCCCAACAGCAGUUAGUCCGACCCAAUUGGAAGACCCCCAACAAUGCAGAGGAUGAAUCGGAGGUGGCUUAUUCCAGAUUCCAGGAAUUCUUGCGAGAACUUUCCCAUCAAGAUCCAAGCGAUAACCGUGAGCUGAAUGAAAUGCCCCCACCGCAGUCUAGACUGUUACAAUACAGACAGGUCCAGCCCAGAAGCCCACCAGCACUGUCAUCCCCUUCCUCUAACCACAGCGGCCACUAUCCAAACUUCAACGAAAACAGCCGGGAGUUGGAAAUGGCCAACAAUCCAGCAUUUACCCAGCACAUAGCCCAAAUGUACAAUAGUCCUUACCCCAUGCCCUCUGGGCACCUAACACCUCCGCCCCUCAAAUACCUGCAGCACGACGGAUCAUGGACAUAUGCUAAUCUACAGCAAAACCCCUUAAUGGGCCAGGGUUUUCAUUACGGUAUGACCCCUCUUCAACACAGACCUCCCCAGAACCCGUUCAUACACCAUCUACAGAACCAUCAGCAAGCGUCCAAUCAGGAAGCAUUUCACCCGCCUUCAUCGCGAGCAGUGUCCACCUCUUCACUCCACAAUUUAGAAGAGUAUGAACCACGAGGACCUGGCAGGCCGCUGUACCAAAGAAGAAUCUCUGCUAGUUCGGGACAUGCUGUUCCCGAGGAGUUAGGAGCUUGUCAAGAAAAUCUUGGUCCAUGUAAAGAGGCUCAAGAACAUGGCGGCCAGCCUGCAUUUAGCUACUUAUCCCCUGAGCUGUGGGUCAACGCGGCAUCGUCAGUCUCCUAUCAGAACAUUCCGUGCAAUGGAUCCAAUCGACCGUUACCACCUAGGGACAUGUUAGUUGCUCCACCGAAAAUGUCAAAACCUCCUGAUGAUCUUCUGAAGGCUGAAAACAUCCAGAUGGCCAAUUCCUUUAACUACAAUGUCCUACAACAUCUUGGCCAGUUCCCACCUCUAAUGCCCAACAAACAGAUUGUAGAGCCCAGUGGCGCAGCGGCUGUCCAGCAGAGCAACAGCAAACCAACUAUGUCUUACGCAAGUGCACUGCGGGCGCCCCCAAAGCCCAAACCCCCACCAGAGCAGGCAAAAAAAAAUAGUGACCCUUUGUCUUUGUUUCAGGAACUUAGUUUAGGCAGUUCAUCAGGUAGCAAUGGCUUUUAUUCCUAUUUUAAAUAAAUGCCCCCCCCCUCCUGUUUUUGAUUUUAUUAUGCACCGUUUUUGUUUUUGUAUUGUAGAAAAUCUUUGUUUUAGCUUUGGAUAAAGAGUUAAAAGAAAAAAAAAAUAGGCUCGUCAGUGCUUUUCAGCUAUUUUUGUUUUUCUUGUGUGUAAGUGUGUGUAUUGUAUUUGUGUGUAUGUAUAUAUAGUAUAAAUAUAUUUAGUAUUUUAUAUAUACAUAUUCACAAAUCAAUAUGUCUGUAUAUACAUCCUAAAAUGUGUGUGUAUAUAGGGAUAUACAGACACACUAUCAAACAUACACACAACCAUAAAAUGUAGGGGGGAGGUAUAUUCCUAAAUAUACGUCCCGACAGCAGUUAAAGGUUUUGCUGCUAAAUUUGCAACUAGUUCAAAAAUUUAAAACAAAAAA
This is a messenger RNA of Pelobates fuscus (common spadefoot toad), 6428 nucleotides long. It is a transcript of the gene HELZ, whose product is annotated as helicase with zinc finger. The record is from RefSeq and is a predicted model, not a curated record. The transcript is spliced from 33 exons. Gene Ontology annotation, cellular component: cytosol; P granule. Gene Ontology annotation, molecular function: metal ion binding; DNA binding; hydrolase activity. The coding region runs from base 92 to 6019 and encodes 1975 amino acids. Lineage: Eukaryota; Metazoa; Chordata; Amphibia; Anura; Pelobatidae. Gene Ontology annotation, biological process: regulatory ncRNA-mediated post-transcriptional gene silencing.